Messenger RNA from Trichoderma aggressivum f. europaeum, 3891 nucleotides. RefSeq lists its product as uncharacterized. The record is from RefSeq and is a predicted model, not a curated record. Gene Ontology annotation, molecular function: protein binding. NCBI's taxonomy places the organism in Eukaryota, Fungi, Ascomycota, Sordariomycetes, Hypocreales, Hypocreaceae. The coding region runs from base 1 to 3891 and encodes 1296 amino acids. The transcript has 4 exons.
AUGGAGCCGCUGGGCGCAUUUUCAAGUGCCGGCACCACCGCUGAUCUGUGCAAAAAGCUUCUCUUGCUCUGCGAGAAUGUCAAGAAUGCGGCAGCGGAGACCGACGAGCUACGGCGGCUCCUCACCAAUUUCCAAAGAAUCCUCACCAGCGUUGAAGAGAUGCGCAGUAGCCCCAAUAAUGCAAAGCUCAAGCAUACUCACCAGCUCGGCGACGCCAUUAGUGAAACUCAGUCACUAUUGCAACAUUUAGUUGACCAUCUCUCUCCCUCUUCAGAAACGGCUCACAGGAUACUGCGCAAGAUUAAAGGAAGCUCACUCAGGUGGCCCUUUGAGAAAAAUGACAUUCUCAAGAGGAUCAACAGCCUGGAACGAGCUAUUCUCGACAAGCUCCCUGUCGCAAGCGAUGCCUAUUUCGAUUCAUUCGACGAAAGCCGCAAAGCAAGGUGCCUUCCAGAUACACGAGUAGAUCUCCUUCAAGAUGUUUCCAACUGGGCCAAGAAUCCAGACUCGCAUGCCGUGUUUUGGCUCAAUGGCAUGGCGGGCACCGGCAAGUCGACCAUUUCUCGAACCAUUUCCGAAAUGUUUUCGAAUGAGAAUUGCCUCGGAGCCAGCUUCUUCUUCAAGAGAGGCGAGGCUGACAGAGGAGGACUGGCAAAAUUCUUCACAACAAUUGCUGCAGAUCUCGUACGCCGACAGCCAGUAUUUGCGACGCGAGUAAAAGAAGCGAUUGAAGCUGAACCCGGCAUAUCCAUGAAAUCAGCAUCGGACCAGUUCAAGGAGCUCAUCCUUAACCCUUUAUCUACCAUCCCUAAGAAUUCUGGCCAGGCGAGCCCCAUCGUCAUCGUGGUCGAUGCCUUGGAUGAGUGUGACCGGGAGAAAGAUAUCCAACUCCUCAUUUGGCUUUUUUCCCGCUCAUCACAACCAGGUUUUCCAAAGCUGAAGUUUUUCGUAACUAGCCGCCCUGAACUUCCACUCCGCCUAGGUUUCAAGAAGGUAGAGGGAACCUAUAAAGACUUGAUCCUUCACGAGGUGCCAGCCAGUAUCAUUGAGAACGAUAUGCUGAGAUUUUUGGAGCAUGAGCUUUUCAAUAUACGAAACGACUACAAUCUCUCAAGACCGGAUGACCUCAAACUCCCAGAAAGCUGGCCUAGCAGCUCCAACAUCGAGACCCUGGUGAAAAUGGCUGUUCCUUUGUUCAUUUUUGCGUCAACUACAUGCCGCUUCAUAGCUGAUCACAAGCAUGGUGACCCCCAGCGUCAGCUCCAACGAGUCCUUCAGUACGACACAAAGGCUCCAGGGUCGCGUCUUGACGCGACAUAUUUACCAGUCCUGGACCAACAGAUUGAUGGACUAUCAAAGAGUGAAGAGGCAGAAGUUGCUGAAGAAUUCCGAGCCAUUGUAGGCACAAUCAUCAUCCUUGCAAAUCCCCUCUCCAUCACUGCAUUAUCACGAAUGCUUGAUCUGUCCAAAGAAACCAUUUCCAAUCGCCUGGAGCUGUUGCACUCCGUCUUGGGCGUUCCGUCUUCCCUAACCAUGCCAGUACGAUUGUUGCAUCUUUCGUUUCGUGACUUUCUGUUGGAUCCAGAAAAGCGUGACAAAACCCCAUUGUGGGUAGAAGAAAGACAGGCCCAUGCUACAAUGGCUGAUCGCUGCCUGCGCUUACUCGGCAAUCUCAAGCCAGAUAUGUGUCAUCUCAAAUCUUCAAGCGUAUCAGCAGUGGACAUCCCACGCGAGACGAUCGACCGUCAUUUACCUCCCGAGCUACAAUACUCUUGUCUAUACUGGGUGAGCCAUGUAAAACACUCGAAAAUAAAGCUUGUCGAUGGAGGGCCAGCCAGCGAGUUUCUACUGCGGCAUUUUCUCCACUGGCUAGAGACACUGAGCCUCAUGGAACGUACUCGAGAAAUUAUUGGCUUGAUUCAAAUGCUUCAAACACUUGUAGAGCCAGAAACUGGUAUCAAGACAUUUGACUUCCUGAAUGACGCGAAACAAUUUGUGCGCACCCAUGCCUCAACAAUUGAGUCGUGGCCCCUCCAAACAUAUUCUUCGGCUCUUGUUUUUACCCCAUCGGACAGCGUAGUGAGGGCUCAGUUCAAAGACAGUAUUCCUUCAUGGAUACUAUUUCCGCCGCCAGUCGACAAUAGUUUGAAUCCGUGCACACUACUAAUAGAAGGGCGCAGCAAUUAUAUUGAAUGUAUGACUUUCUCGCAUGGCUCGACGUUGCUUGCUUCAGGAUCCAGGGACCACACGCUGAAAAUAUGGGACCUUGACACGGGCGAAUGUUUACAACAAAUGACUGGGCAUACAGGUGCUAUUUUAUCCGUGGACUUUUCGCACGAUUCAUCAAGGCUUGUGUCUGCUUCAGCUGAUCAUAGCAUUCGGAUUUGGCACACCGACACAGGAGAGUGCUUCAGAAUACUCGUCGGUCAUUCCGGUACCGUUGCAUCUGCAAUCUUUUCGCACGACUCGACUUUGAUAGCAUCAGGAAGCGAAGACUCAACUGUUAGAAUAUGGAACGAAGAGACUGGGGAGUGCAUGCAUGAGUUGCUGGGCCAUAAAGGCCCCGUGCCAACUGUCGCAUUUUCACGAGACUCAACACUUGUUGCAUCCGCAUCUCAAGACGGAAUCAUUCGCAUCUGGAGCACCAACAGUGGUGCGUGCGAGGCUAUUCUGCACCAGAAAGAGGACUAUCAUCCAUGGCUUAUGAUGUUCUCACCCGACUCAACGCGUUUGGCCAUCGUUUACGGCGACGGCGUCUUGCAAUACUGGAGAGUCGAUACGAAAAUUUGUGAAAGAAGAAUUCAGUUUGGAAACAGCAAUCUCAAGAUAACACACGCUGCGCUUUCGCACGACUGGAAGUAUUAUCUAUCCACCACCACGCUGGGGAAAACAUUGCUUUGGCGAAUAGAUACGGAGCAAUGUGUUCAUGCAUUCAACCCUCGUAUUGGUUUCAUCUCGUCGGUCGCCUUUUCACCAGAUUCGACGUGCUUUGCGUCGGCCUCAAUCAGUGGUGAAAUCGGCACGUGGGAUGUCGUGGACCAAGACCAAAACCAUCCGAUGGUUGAUCCAGCCGCCAUCGACACGCGCCCCAAUCGAAUCAAAUUCUCGCAUGACUCAUCCCUGGUUGCAACUACAAGUCUGCAUGGCAGUAUGAUAAUGGUAUGGGAUGCUAGAACUGGCUGCCCUGUCCAGAAACUGAGAUUUCCGGGAGACGCGUUAGAUGACAUGGUGUUCUCGCAUGACGGCUCACUUAUGGCCUCAGUAUCGCUUGGUUUCUCUCCCAAGCGACAUGUGUGUAUCUGGAAAAUGGAUACAGGUUUGUGUACGGACGUAGAGUACCACACAACGCCAUUGAUGGAUAGAGGGCGUUUCACAUUCUCCCAUGACUUGCAGUUCUUCGCUAUCAACUUUAGGGAGACAAUUUCCUUACGGGGUAUUGGCAAGAAGGGUUGGGAUCACACCAAUGAAUAUGGCCACUGGUUCUGUCAUGUUGUUUUUUGUCACGAUUCCGCAGUCUUGGGAGCUGCUACAACCACAGGUACAGUACUUUUGUGGGAGACAAGAACCGGUCAACUUAUUUACCAGUACUCUAUACCCGGAACCGAAAUCGAAUGCAUCGCAUUCUCUCACGACUUGGGACUCAUCGCUGUUGCCACGAAGGCAAGUCGCAUUCACAUUAUUCAUCGCGAUAACAACGAGCGUAUUCGCACGAUUGAAGCCGAAUCCGGAGAUAUUGACACACUAGCAUUUGCAUGCAAUGCUUCGUUUAUCGGUGCCAGCAUAGUAUGCAUCUUUGGGAUAUGGGUCGACAUGUACAUUUUGAUGGCAGCACGCAACAUAUCUCUACACACUCAGCUGCUGACAGUCAAAAGAGCGGACUGUACGAUGUAG